AUUUCUCUCUUAUGAUUCGCGUCAUUGCGCAACAAUUCACCUAAGGAGUAUCACGUAGAUAAACGCGUCCUGCAUUGUAAUAUUCAUUCUAAGGCCAUGCAUAGUUAUUAAAAAAGGGCAGAGCGCUGCCACGAUCCAGUCAGAACGUUUUCAGAGAUGGCGAAGAACGUCGGUAGCAUCCUCCUGCUAACACUCGUGCUAUCGUUUGGACGAGCAGACGAACAUGAGCGACGACGAAACACGCCACCGGAACUAACACCGGGGUUAGUCGUCAAAAUGUCAAGUGAUGAAGAACUUCAGGAGCGUUUCCUCUCCUUCAUCCCUGUCACGGCAACUGUCAGUUUGAACGCGGGAGAUAACAAUGCGCAUUCUGUCAGUCUGGGCGCAAGCCUUGACGGUAUUAGCUUCUCGGAAAGCAACAGUUACAACCAUCCCACAAAAUACGGAAUUGAUGGAUCUGCUGUUUCCGUAAGUAAAUCUGAGACUGUUGCCGCAGGAUUAUCAGGAAUUUCUACGGCAGGCGCGAAAGCCUACAGCGACAGUGGCAAAACCGAAAGCCAUUCAUACAGUUUCGGUCAAGCAACUGCAACUUCUUUCGGAAUAGUCGAAAAUGGACAUGCGAUUACCGGUGCUACAUCUUCCGUUGGUGCCUCACAAUCUUCUGCUGCAACUGGUGGCAAUCAAGGACAAUUCUUCCCACAAGCUGCCGUCAAUAUGCAAUAUCCAUAUCGGCCGUCAUGGAACAAUGUUGGUCCAAACGAUGGACGUAAUGAUCGACCCACGUUGACCAUCUGGAAACCACAUGAUGGAACACGACCGACAUUGAAUAUCGAUGCAUUUGGCACGUUCAGACGAGAAGAAAAGCCGACGAUUCAUAUCCACAUGUGGCGACCUGAUCAUGGAAUAUUUUCCCGGCCAGGUUUAUCAAUCGAACAUAAACCGCGCGACUCUUGGACUGAUCAAACUCAUGGAUCGACGAGUCGUCAAGAAUAUACCUCCGGGGACACUCAAAGUUGGGAAAGUGCGACUUCCAAUCUUGUUUCUAGUGGUUCUUUCGGUGAAGACAAUUCCAAGGGUACAUCGACCUCGGGACGCUAAGGUGGGAAUUCCGUCACGCGGGUCAAUGCUCAAGCAAUUGCGUCGUCAGAAGAAUUCUUCCCUAAAGGUGGGAGUAUACAAAGUCAGAUUAUACCAUUGCAAUACGUCGGAAGCAAAGAUUCUGUGCAAAGACAACCUGGCAAUGAUAUAUUAUCUAAUCUCGCGCAGGCUGUUGGCGAAUUGCUCGAUGUUGUAUAAUGGAAGGGAAAAGAAAUAUUUAUUUAUUUUAUAUCAGUUUGAAUUUUAUAU
Camponotus floridanus (Florida carpenter ant) is the source of this 1347-nucleotide messenger RNA. RefSeq lists its product as uncharacterized. Lineage: Eukaryota; Metazoa; Arthropoda; Insecta; Hymenoptera; Formicidae. The coding region runs from base 157 to 1098 and encodes 313 amino acids. The transcript is spliced from 5 exons. The record is from RefSeq and is a predicted model, not a curated record.